Molecule: messenger RNA, 3200 nt
Organism: Gavialis gangeticus (Gharial)
Lineage: Eukaryota; Metazoa; Chordata; Crocodylia; Gavialidae
Gene: GBA2
Product: glucosylceramidase beta 2
Exons: 18
Coding region: 1-2493 (830 amino acids)
Biological process (GO): carbohydrate metabolic process; glucosylceramide catabolic process; central nervous system development
Cellular component (GO): membrane
Molecular function (GO): glucosylceramidase activity; beta-glucosidase activity
Source: RefSeq, a predicted model, not a curated record
AUGCGGCGCCCAGCAUGGUAUUUGAGGUGGUGGUACAGGAAGACACAUGUAGAGAAGAAGGCUCCUUUCAUUGACCUGUUCAACUCGCUUCCUCUGCGCCAGAUCUAUGGUGAGCUCCCAGCGUGGUAUUUGAGGUGGUGGUACAGGAAGACACAUGUAGAGAAGAAGGCUCCUUUCAUUGACCUGUUCAACUCGCUUCCUCUGCGCCAGAUCUAUGGAUGCCCACUGGGCGGGUUUGGGGGCGGCACCAUCACGCGAGGCUGGCGGGGAGAGUUCUGCCGAUGGCAGCUCAAUCCUGGGCUGUACCACUACAAAACCGUCAUUGCUGACCAGUUCACUGUUUGCUUGCGUCGCAGAGGGCAGACCAUUUACCAGCAGGUCCUGUCUGUGGAGCGACCCAACACCCUGCAGGGCUGGAACUGGGGCUACUGCGGUCACUAUGCCUUCUACCAUGCCCUGUACCCUCGCGCCUGGACAGUCUACCAGCUCCCUGGACAGGACGUGGUGCUCACCUGCCGGCAGAUCACCCCCAUCAUCCCCCAUGACUACCAGGACACCAGCCUGCCUGUGGGAGUGUUUGUCUGGGAGGUGGAAAAUGGAAAUGAUGAGGAUGUGGACGUGUCCAUCAUGUUCACUCUGAGGAAUGGCAUGGGGACCAAGGAGGACAAGAGAGGGGGCCACUGGAACGAGCCCUUCAGCCUGGAGAAGGAGGGCGAGCGGGUCUCUGGCGUCCUGCUGCACCACUGCAUCCCUGUGAACCCGUACACCCUGGCCAUCUCUGCCAGGGAAAAGGCUGGCACUGGCGUGACCCACGUCACAGCCUUCAACCCCGCAGGCACAGGACAGGAGGUGUGGCAAGACCUUCUCUCGGACGGCCAGCUGGAUUCCCCAGCAGGCAAGAGCAGCCCCACAGAGAAAGGGGAGGCGACUGCUGCGGCCGUGUGUGCCCGGUGCACGGUGCCUGCUCGGGGGCACGGAUCAGUGGAGCUGGCCCUGGCAUGGGACAUGCCUUGUAUUCACUUUGGCUCAAAGGAGAAGAUGCAUUUCAGGCGGUACACACGCUACUUCGGCAGCAGCGGUGAUGCUGGCCCUGCCCUUUCCCACUAUGCGCUGAUGCACUACGAGCAGUGGGAGGAGAAGAUCGAGGCUUGGCAGAAGCCCAUCCUGGAGGACAGCCAGCUGCCUCCCUGGUACAAGUCAGCCCUCUUCAACGAGCUGUACUUCCUGGCGGACGGCGGGACGCUCUGGGUGGAGCUGACCCCAGAGGCCUGCGCAGAGGACGUGCAGGGCCCCGGGGGGGCAGGCCUGUCGCAGCUCUUCCCCGUCUUGCAGGAGUACGGACGGUUUGCUUACUUGGAAGGGCAGGAGUACCGCAUGUACAACACCUACGAUGUCCACUUCUAUGCCUCCUUUGCUCUCGUCAUGCUGUGGCCGAAGCUGGAAAUCAGCCUGCAGUACGACAUUGCUGCCUCAGUGCUGAACGAGGACACGCAGCCCCGGCUGUACCUCAUGAACGGGCAGACGGCCAAAGUGAAGCUGAAGAAUGUCGUGCCGCAUGACAUCGGGGAACCCGGUGACGAGCCGUGGCAGCGCGUCAACGCCUACCUGAUCCACGACACGGCCAGCUGGAAGGACCUGAACCUGAAGUUUGUGCUGCAGGUGUAUCGCGAUUACUACCUCACCCACGACUCCACCUACCUGCAGGACAUGUGGCCUGUCUGUCAGGCAGUGAUGGACUCUGAGCUGAAAUUCGACACCGACAACGAUGGGCUUAUCGAAAACGCUGGCUUUGCCGACCAGACUUAUGAUGCGUGGGUGGCAACUGGAGCCAGUGCCUACUGUGGCAGCCUGUGGCUGGCAGCCGUCUGCAUGAUGUGCAAGAUGGCAGAGAUCCUGGAUGAUGGCGUGGUCCUGCACAAGUACAGAGCCAUCCUGCAGAAGGGCUCGGAGGCCUUUGAGAGGCUGCUGUGGAACGGCAAAUACUACAAUUAUGACAGCAGCAAGGGCAUCUGCUCCUCCAGCAUCAUGUCGGACCAGUGUGCAGGCCAGUGGUUUCUCCGGGCUUGCGGCCUGGGCCAAGGGGAGUUUGAGGUUUUCCCCAAGAGCCAUGUCCUCAGUGCACUGAAGACAAUCUUUGAAAUGAAUGUCAUGGGCUUCUCUGACGGCACGAUGGGAGCUGUGAACGGCAUGCGGCCUGACGGCAUCCCGGACACCUCCAGCGUGCAGUCCAACGAGGUGUGGGUCGGUGUGGUGUACGCCCUGGCGGCCACCAUGAUCCAGGAGGGCCUGGUGCAGGAGGGCUUCCGCACGGCGGAGGGCUGCUACCGCACCGUGUGGGAGCGGCUGGGCAUGGCCUUCCAGACGCCCGAGGCCUAUUGCCAAAGGAAGCUCUUCCGGUCGCUGGCCUACAUGCGCCCCCUCAGCAUCUGGAGCAUGCAGCUGGCCCUGGAGAGCAGAGCGGGGCGCACGCCUGACUCCCCCACCCACGAGUGAAGGCACCACCAGGCUGAAGCCGGGAAUUGCUGCUGUUGCCCCAGGCUGGGACCCUGCUGGAGGGCAGGCGCUGCGCACAGGCCGCCUGUGCCGGGCCCGGUCCGGGCACUGCCCCUUUUAGAGCUCGUUUUAAUUGCUGUGUCCUCCCUCCUGCCAGCCGCCCCUCGUGUGCUCCGGCAGUUAGCGGGCCCCUCCUGUGCGAGGCGUGGGGGGCGGUGUGGCUCGGGGGGGAUCUGGGGGCCAGGGCUUAGUCACCCCUGGAAGUCCCCCCCCACCUUCCUCAGGGGACCUGCAGGGCCUGGCCCAGGGGCAGCGAGCUGGAAGCCAUCCUCCCCUUGUUCCAGCAGCAGGGCCUACGGGACCCGCUGCCUGGAGGGGAAUCGCCCUCUCCCCAGCACAAGGCCCCCGACUCCCAUUCACUGCAGCUGGUCUGGGAGGGGCAGCCAGGGUUGCUCAGCAUGAACCAUACCCAGGGGAGUGCUCUCCUCCCCCCACCCCACCGCACCCCACUGCCUGGCCUCCGACAAUCGUCCUGCGCGGCCGGGCUCCCGGACGGCAGGUUGGGCCUGUGCAUCUGCCCCAGGCCUCCCGCGCCGGCUCUGCACGGAAUCGCAAUCAGUUCUGGUCUGUCGGCCACAGGGGAGCCACUUUUAGAUGCAAAGUGAUUUUAAUUUAAAUUCAUAAUAAUAAAAUACUAUCUGUGCACA